This is a messenger RNA of Rhopalosiphum padi (bird cherry-oat aphid), 870 nucleotides long. RefSeq lists its product as uncharacterized. The transcript has 2 exons. Lineage: Eukaryota; Metazoa; Arthropoda; Insecta; Hemiptera; Aphididae. The record is from RefSeq and is a predicted model, not a curated record. Bases 1 to 870 code for a protein of 289 amino acids.
AUGUGGACGCCACCGCAGCCAUCGUCGUCGUUACUGUCAUCGUCGCCGGCGCCGGUGCGUUGUCCACACCCAUGUUGUGGUGCAACGAAGAAUUCUAAGUCGACGUUACAAGAAUUCGGAAAUUUCCAAAGUCAAUUGGACGUAGACGAUAUAUUUGUAGACAUAUCGCAUGAAACGAUCUCGUUCAACACGAUCAGGCAUUACGAAACCGAUCCAAAUACCGGAUUACUGGUAAACACGUACGAACAACCCGUAAACGGAUAUCAUUUCUAUUCACAAAUACGUAACGAAGACGAACGGUUGUACGUAAAACAAAUGACGGGCGAAACCGACCUCAACCAGAUGUAUUAUAUAUUGCAAAAAUUUAAAGAAAGUUUACUGUUUAAACCGAAUCGCGUAUGUAACUAUACAUCGAAAUUGAUCAAUAUAUGCGUUUUAUAUCUAGUGUUGGAAAGUCACGGCAUACCGGUACGUGGUAAUUAUCUAUCGUACGUGGAUACUAAUAUUAUAAGUUUUAUGAUAGAUUGCAUAGUCCGUAGCCGUAUAUUGAGUCAUUGGAAACACAACCCGUGUACAAAACAAUUGAUAUCCGAUUUAAUUACAAAUUAUAACAAAAACAACAUGUUGGUCACGGUGUGUAAGUUCGAAACGGCGCGGGAACGAGCUCAGUUCCUAUGCGAUCAAAUAAAACAACAUGGUAAUUUUACCAAGUCCAUAUCGUAUUCAGAAUACGAAAAACUCAUAAAGCGUUUCGAAAACCGAAUACACGAUCAAAUGUAUUAUAAUUUCGAUAAAAUGUUCUUGAUGAGUUUAAUCGAAUUACCUAGUUUUACAGCCAUAAUAGAUACAGCCGCAAUGUCUUAUGUAUAA